Messenger RNA from Emys orbicularis (European pond turtle), 1458 nucleotides. RefSeq names its product coiled-coil domain containing 120 (gene CCDC120). Lineage: Eukaryota; Metazoa; Chordata; Testudines; Emydidae. The record is from RefSeq and is a predicted model, not a curated record. The coding region runs from base 1 to 1458 and encodes 485 amino acids. The transcript has 10 exons.
AUGGAGGUCAAAGGGCAGCUCAUCUCCUCCAGCUACAGCUCAGCAGAUGUCCUGGGGCGGGAACCCAGUGCCCGGCUGCGGCUGCAGGAGCUGCUGGACCGGCAGCGGGGCCUGCGGGAGACGCUGGGGCUGCGGGUCGCCGAGCUGCGCCGGCUGUGCCUGCAGGAGGCUGAGCUGACGGGGAAGCUGCCCCCCGAGUACCCGCUGGAACCGGGGGAGAGACCCCACCUCAUUCGGAGAAGAGCGGCGCCCGCCCACCGGGGACCUGGAGCCGAGGUGCUGGCGUGGGAGCUGUGCCGGGAGCUGGCCGUGCAGCGGCAGGUGGUGGAGGCCGCUCGGCGCCUGGCCCUGGCCCCGGAGCUGACGGAGCAGCAGCGGCGCAGGCGCCGGCAGGUCCAGGCCGAGGCGGCCCAGCGCCUACGGGAGCUGGAGGGGCAGCUGGGGGAGACGCGGGCCCGGCUGGGGGCGCCCCGGGGAGUGCACGAUGAGGUGUUCACCUCCGAGAACAGCUCCCUCUCCGAAGCGGCCAGUCACGAGAACGACGACCCCCACUGUUUCCACCCACCCAAGGGGGGCCCCUCGUCCCCCCGCACCCGGGAUCACCUCCGCGCCGUGUCCGGCAGCCCCGACCGCCGGCCCGGCUGGCGAGGGCCCCCCACGGAGCUGGGCGGGGGGGCUGCCAGCCGCCGCAGCUCGCUAGCCAGCCCUACCAGCCCGAACCGGACCCUGCCCCGAAGCAUGUCCAGCUUCGAGGGCCGGAGCGUCCCGGCCACCCCGGUUCUGACCCGGAACAUCUGCAGCGGGAAUCAGAACUUCAGGCCGGACGCCCCCCCAGCCGCCCGCCAGUGGUCGGGGAGCCAGGACUCCCAGCUCGGCCCCCCGAGCCGGGACCCCAGCGCCGACCGGGCCCCCCCGGCCUUCGCCGCCCGCACCCGCCGCAGCAACAGCUCGGAGGCCCUGAUCGAGCGGGGGAUCCUGCUGGACUAUUACCUGGAGCGCCAGUGCUGGCCGGCCGGGGACCACCUCUCGCGCCGCGACGCCCCCCCGCCUCCCGGCUGGGGGUACCCCGAGAGCCCCCUGCCACGCCGGGCGGGACGCGCCAAGUCCUGCGGGCCCCCUCCCCAGAGCCAGCCGCCCCCGGCCCCUCAGCGCCCGCCCCGGGCCGUCCACAAAGCCUUGGCCCUAGAGGGGCUCCGGAACUGGUACCUGCGUAACGCUGGGGGAGCGGGGCCGCCCCCACCCCGGGACAGAAGAGGGGGCCCCCCCCGCGGCUGGCCCGAACCCCACCCCCGGCCGGAGACGGGGGGCUACCUGCCCCAUUCGCUGAGCUACGCUGGCCAGCCGCUGCAGGGCAGACCCUUCGCAGACCUCCUCUACCCGGACGGGCCCAGCGCCCCCUCCCCCGGCCUGGGGCCCCCCCUGGAUGUGGAGAGACACCCCCCAGGGACGCUGGUCUGA